Messenger RNA from Myodes glareolus (Bank vole), 3241 nucleotides. NCBI's taxonomy places the organism in Eukaryota, Metazoa, Chordata, Mammalia, Rodentia, Cricetidae. The record is from RefSeq and is a predicted model, not a curated record.
GAAAGAGCAAUUUAUGUGCAAUGAAACUGUAAUAUUGGUUCUCACUAAUUUUCUUCCCCCUUUUUGUUUUCUCUCUAGAUUUUACAUUGUGCUAUAGGAAUUGUGCCAUCUUCUGUUGUCCUGACUUCUUUCCAGGUGAUGUCAAGAGUUUUCCUAAUAUGGGCAGUAACACAUAGUGUCAAAGAGGUGCAGAGUGAAGACAGUGUGCUUCUGUUUGUUAUUGCCUGGACAAUCACGGAAAUUAUCCGUUACUCCUUUUACACAUUCAGUCUAUUAAACCAUUUGCCUUACAUCAUCAAAUGGGCCAGGUACACGCUUUUCAUCGUGCUGUACCCAAUGGGGGUAUCAGGAGAGUUGCUCACAAUAUACGCAGCUCUGCCCUUUGUCCGGCAGGCUGGCCUGUACUCCAUCAGCUUACCUAACAAAUACAACUUCUCCUUUGACUACUAUGCAUUCCUGAUUCUGGUAAUGAUCUCCUACAUUCCACUUUUCCCCCAGCUGUACUUCCACAUGCUCCACCAGAGAAGAAAGGUCCUUUCUGGCACUGAAGAACACAAGAAGUUUGACUAGCUCUCCACACCACUACCCGAAACCAAACUUUUCAAGAUCAAAAAAUGCUGCAGACUUUUUGAGUUCCCAGUACAUUUCAUAGAAAAUAAGUAAGAACUAUUUUUAAAAUAUUAAAAACAAAAUAAAAACCAAAAUCCAGUGUCACAUGGGCCUGGGAUUUUAUAAAAAAUAAAAAUAAAGAUAAAAAUGCAGAAAGCUGUUAGUUCAAGCAUCCUAGCCGGUCCUUUCAGCAUGCUCUAACCAGGAGUUCCCAGUGUCUGUGAUGGUCCUAGAAGGGGUUGGUAUUUAUCUCCUCCGUGUCUUCAUAUACCUGACACAUAGAGACCUGUAACACUGAGUUCUCGAGAGUUGCAGUCUGCAGUGUGUUUAGCAUUCCCUUCUCAAAGUGCUUGACGGCAUGCUGGAAACUCUUUGUAAUUAUGAAGCGGCAAUUCAUCCUCUGGAAUGCUCUGAAGUUCUGGCUAGGACCUAGCCCCUCAUAUCUAGUGAAUGAGUUACAAGAUGUAUAUGCCUGUGAAGCUUCGGGUAGUGCCUGUAACCAGAAAACCACUAAAAGCCUAAGUCUUUCAUUUGUUCUCAAUUGACUCGUUACUGCCUGCCACUAAGAACCGUGCUUGGAGUUAGUAAGUGUGUAUACUGUAAAGACCCUUACCUGGAGCUUAGCUUCUGUAGGUUCUAACAAGCCAAGGUGUGAGAGGGGAGGCUCGGUACCUAGUAAAUGCCCAGUACCUCCAUUGUACCCAGCUCGGAGCACAGAUGUGUACUGACCCAGAGCUAUUCUCAUUGGCAGACUCGAAGCCCACAUUAUUACACAGGAGGAGGAAAUCUGUAGUUACCACCAUAGUCCAGAAAAGCAUUCAGAAAUAGAUAUAAAUCUAUACUUACUUUUUAUUUUAGCUUUUGGCUCUUCUGUUUGGGUAUUUUUCCUGAUUGUGGCCCUGUGUUAAUUCCCACUGCCUUGUAAGUUCAGUGACACACAUGUCAGAGCAGCCCCCAGCUGGCUUUCGACUGUGGGCAUUGUCUAAGGUGUCCUCCCAGCACUGAAUUGCCUAACUGUCUAUCGAAGUCCCUUUAGGAAAGGUUUGGAGGAGACAAGCAAAACUCGAGUUACUGCCCUGCCCGCCGCUCCUCACAGUGCACUCAACAAACUGUCCUUUUAAAAAUAGAAAGCAAAGUUCUGAUGAAAAUGCCAGGCCCAUUUAGAUGUGCACCUGAUUUUAGAAAGCACAUUAUUAGGAUCUCUUCCCUUGUUUUCUUUUCUGUUUAAGACUUUAAAAAUCUUGCCAUUGUCAUUUAGAAUAUAAUCGUUUCAAUCAGAAGAAUAUAAUGAAAACUACAUUUUCAAAUGUGUAUUUUCAUAGGAGCUUGAAAACCCAAUGCAGGCAGGUGUGUGAUAAGUUAUUGUCAAAGGGAACAUUAGAAUUCUGCCUCCAGUCAGCUCUCUUAACUUGGCUGUGUUGAAAUCACAAUCUAUUCUGGUAUUUGAUAGACAAAUAUGUGGGAAAGAUUUUCUUCAACUUUAUAUUCCUCCAAACUGUACUUCUGUAAAACAGAAUCAACUUGGGUUUAUCAGUCUUGUAUCUGACUAAGAUUGUUACAGUUGUGUCGGAAUGGCUGCAAGAGGUGAUGUGAGAAGCAAACCGUCCAGCCCAAGGACAGGGUCUUCCUCGGGCCUUCUGCAUCGGCUGAACUACAUCGAACUGACCGUGGGUGGUGAGAACACCAUCACCAGUUCUUCUGGACAUGAGCACUGAAGGCACAGCAGAUGUGUGCAGCUGUCGGUCACCUCUCUUGGCGGCUGAGUUUUAGUGUUUUGUUUUUCCUUUCCUUUUUCAUCCCUAACAUGAAUUAAUUUCUUCUUUGAAAUUAAGGUAAUUUUGUUCUUUUAUAAAUUGAGAACAUCCAGUCCCUCCAAGUGUCACGUCUAAUAGUGAGCUGUGACUGAGGAACGUGCUUCUCAGGGUACUUCAAAGGGUACUUUGUCAGACUUAAGAGUCAGAGGCAUCAUCUUCCCCACACCCAUGAUGGUCUCAGAUCUUCCCAAGGGGCCCUCUUGAAGGGAAGGACUCUUUGAGGUGCACAGCAGUGCUCUGUAGACUCGUGUUGUUAAUCUACACCGUGCUGAGGUGGGGACCACUCAUUGCACAUCUGCUCCGUAAUCAGAGGCCCCGUGGAGUCAGUCACAGAAUAAGCGCUGUUCCUCUAAAAGCCAACUGAGCAAGAGGAGGAUACGAGCGAUGCCAGCCCGAGAGGCCCGUGCUGCUGCUUCACUCCUGCUGGCUUUUCAUUUCUAAUAAAAGUGGUGUCACUGUGGUCCGUCUGAAAAUCACAUUCAGUUCUGAGUUUCAGAUCAACCAUUAUGAAACAUCAAAGUCAGUACAUACUGCUCCUUUGAAAUUUGGGUGAAAAAAUUAUACAACCAUAUAUAUAAUCAUUUUUGUAUUUUUUCUAUGUUGUGAAAACCAAAAUUGUAAUUUUAUAAGUCUUUGAUUCACUAAAAUUAUAUAAUUUAAAUGUAUUUUUUGUAUAUUUAGAAAUAAGGAGCUCAAAGACUAUGCUUAACUUUCUAUGCAUGCAUUUGAAAGCUGUUUUUAUCUGAUAUUAAUGUAGUAGGUUAUACUCAUCAAACACUGAUCUGUGUUGCAUUCAAAAUAAACUGGUGUGUGCUCUG